AUGCCUCCUAGCAAGCGUUCCUCCACUAAGACUUCGGCAGGUACCGCUCCCAGAGCAAAAAGGGGUCGCUCCUCCGCGGCGACGUCGGUGGCCAUUUCCGACAGUGUCACACUACCAGCUAGCCACGCCACUUCGAGUUCGAGCUCAGGCACCGUGUCGAUUGAUGUUGCUGCCCUGUCCGCUACAGUGUCUGCCGUGGUAACAGAAGCCCUUAAGACCACCCUCUCGUCCGAAACCUUGACUGGUAUUUUAAAACACACUGGACCCCCUAUCCCGUUGGAACCACUGGCCUUGGAAUCCUCCAACUCUGUGGGCGCCGCCAUAACUGCUGAGGUAGCUGAUACUCUUCAGGAUGGUCACGCCUCAGGUAAAAAAGGGGAGGCGCUCCCACUACUUUAAACGACUCUUGGCCACAAAGCAUCUUUACGACCAUCUCUGUUCCUCUUAGCCCUAGGGUUAGUGCUAAAUUGAAAGCCAAAAUAUUUGCGAACGAAUAUGUAGAUUUUGGGGCUUUACUUUCUUCUUCCCCUAACAACGAAGGGAAAUAUUCACUUUCCAUGGCCCCUUCAGAGGGGUCAUCUAGUCUACCCCAAAUCACCCUCGAACCGUUACAAAAUGCGAAACACAUUCAAUCUAUUCAGCAAUGGGUCUCUGCCUUUAAUAUCUUUGUUUCCGUUUACUCUGAGAAAUUUACUGCAGAGACCCCACGGUUAAUGAAAUACUGUGAACUUGUAAGGGAUUUAGCUCAAAAAGCUGGGGAUUGGAUUUGGUACAACAAACAGUUCCGCUAUUUACGGCAAACCGCCCCGGAGAAAUACCCCUGGGAUCAAAUUCACUGGGAGUUGUGGA
Porites lobata is the source of this 849-nucleotide messenger RNA. The record is from the annotation of a GenBank genome assembly. Lineage: Eukaryota; Metazoa; Cnidaria; Anthozoa; Scleractinia; Poritidae.